Molecule: messenger RNA, 672 nt
Organism: Clonostachys byssicola
Lineage: Eukaryota; Fungi; Ascomycota; Sordariomycetes; Hypocreales; Bionectriaceae
Source: the annotation of a GenBank genome assembly
UCGCCUGUCAUCAACAAUAAUCUCAUUCAAGAAUACAAGGGUCUUCCCAUCAGCGCCUUCAAGUUCAAAGACGAUGAGCCCGCUGUCGUUCAAUCCAUGAUCGAAUUUCUCUACACCAAGAACUACACCCUUGGUCCCGAUCAGAAGCCUCUGACCGCACAGAACUACAACAACAAACCUCUGCCCGAGCUUAACACCGAGCACACGACCACCCUCAAGGGUUCCGAGAAGAAAUGCUUCGACACGCUCCUCCAUCACAUCCUCGUCAACUCCGUGGCUAUGAAGUACGAAAUUCCUGAGCUCGAGAAGCUGAGCCGCGAAAAGCUGUUGAAGUCUCUCAAGCACAACUGCCCCAUCACCGUGCUGCCCGACCUCAUGGCGGCGGCACUCAAGGAAAAUAACGACUCUGCUCUAAUUCAUGUCUUCGUCAUGCGAGCUGCCGCGUGCAUGUCCAAGCUCAUGUCAACUCCCAGAUUCGUGGUUCGAGAGUGGCCUGGCUACUUAAUCUCCUUGAUCUUUUGCGCCAUGGCUCCUCCGGAACCGAUCGAGGCCAACCCUACCCCUCCAUCUACCUCGCCUUCGGAUACAAGCAGCGACGGUGCGGAUGAGUUUGUGACUCCCCCACAAAGUUGCAAGGUUUCCCGCAAUUCUGACAAGCCAUCCCAAGCGUAG